Molecule: messenger RNA, 1167 nt
Organism: Sander lucioperca (pikeperch)
Lineage: Eukaryota; Metazoa; Chordata; Actinopteri; Perciformes; Percidae
Gene: arr3b
Product: arrestin 3b, retinal (X-arrestin)
Biological process (GO): G protein-coupled receptor internalization; signal transduction; visual perception
Molecular function (GO): G protein-coupled receptor binding
Source: RefSeq, a predicted model, not a curated record
AUGUUGUCUGUGGGACAUAUUGAGAGCCACCUGCUGCUGGAGCUAAAGCCUGAGGUGAUGUAUAGCUCGUCUGUGACACUAGUGGAUACGCUGAAGACAGUGUGGACACAGGCGGCCCUGGCCGCAAUGCAGAAGUCUGAUUCACUGUCUUUUCCCUUUUUCUCUCUUUUCAGGGUAUUUAAGAAGACCAGUAGCAACGGACAUAUUGCCCUGUACUUGGGCAAGAUAGACUUUGUGGACCAUGUGGAUUCAGUGGAAGCAGUUGACGGUGUUAUUAAAGUGGACCCUUCUGGUCUUAACGGAAGAAAAGUAUUUGUCUACCUUGCUUGUGCCUUCUGCUAUGGAAGCGAUGAUUUGGACGUUAUUGGGCUGUCUUUCAGGAGAGACAUCUGGAUACAGCGCAUUCAGGUGUAUCCACCUACAGGGGCAAACGCAACCAAAACCCCAAUGCAGGAAUCCCUCAUGAAGAAAGUUGGAGAGCAAGAAUGCCCUUUUUCAUUUCAGAUGCCAAUAAAUCUCCCAUGCUCAGUCUCAUUACAGCCUGGGCCAAACGACGCUGGCAAGGCUUGUGGUGUGGACUUUGAGGUUAAAGGAUACAUUGCAAACGAAGCUGACAGUGCAGAUGAUGUCAUUGACAAGAUAAGUAUACCCACACACUUUGUCAUUCAAGUGAAUGGGAAAAUCUACUACCAUGGAGAUCCAAUCAGCGUCAAGGUAAAAAUCAACAACGAAACCACCAAGGUGGUGAAGAAAAUCAAAGUUUCAGUUGAGCAGCUAACAAGUGUGGUGCUCUCAGCUCUCUCAGCUGACACUUACUCCAAGACAGUCUGCUCUGAGGAGUUUGGAGAGACAAUUAACACCAAUGCUACAUUGGAGAAGUCCUUCCAAAUAACCCCCCUGCUGGCCAACAACAAAGAGAAGUGGGGUCUUUCAGUGGACGGACGGCUAAAAGACGAGGACACCCACCUAGCAUCCACUACCCUGUAAGCCACUCUAGGAGAAAAGGAGAUGCAGGGACUCCUCGUCUCCUAUAAAGUCAAGGUCAAUAUAUUUGUUUCCGGCAGAGGCCUGCUGGGUGGCCUUUCAGGAAGCAAUGUCACUGUGGAGCUUCCUCUGAUCCUGAUGUCCCCAAAACCUGCAGCCAAUUGGAUUAAAGGCCCCCUUUAG